This is a messenger RNA of Neopsephotus bourkii (Bourke's parrot), 3832 nucleotides long. It is a transcript of the gene KLHL11, whose product is annotated as kelch like family member 11. The record is from RefSeq and is a predicted model, not a curated record. Gene Ontology annotation, molecular function: protein binding. Bases 45 to 2114 code for a protein of 689 amino acids. The transcript has 2 exons. Lineage: Eukaryota; Metazoa; Chordata; Aves; Psittaciformes; Psittacidae.
CGCACUUCAGGCUGGCAGCGCAGGCGCAUUGCCCGCACCCCACCAUGUCGGACAAGAUGGCGGCGGCCGCGGCCUCCCCUCAGCCGCAGCCGGGCCCGGGGCCGCCGGCGGUAGCGGAGAGCGGGGCCCCUCGGCCCGGCGGCGGGGGGGAGGUGGAGGCCGAGGCGGAGGAGUUCGGGUGCCCCGCGCACUGCUCCGACCUGGCGUGGCGGCAGAACGAGCAGCGCCGCCACGGCCUCUACUGCGACAUCACCCUGGCGUUCGGCGGCGGGCGGCCCGGCCCGGCCCGCGAGUACCGGGCGCACCGCUCCGUGCUGGCCGCCGCCACCGAGUACUUCACCCCGCUGCUGUCGGGCGGCUUCACCGAGUCGCGCUCGGGCCGCGUGGAGCUGCAGAAGUGGAGCUCGGAGGGCGGCCCCGACCCCGACACGGUGGAGGCCAUCAUCGGGUUCAUGUACACCGGCACCAUCCGCGUCAGCCCCGGGAACGUGCAUGAGGUGCUGGAGAUGGCGGACAGGUUCCUCCUGACCCGGUUGAAGGAAUUCUGCGGGGAGUUCCUGAAGAAGAAGCUGAACCUCUCCAACUGCGUGGCGGUUCACAGCCUGGCGCACAUGUACUCCCUGAACCAGCUGGCCCUCAAAGCGCAGGACAUGAUCAGGAGGAACUUCUACAGGGUCAUCCAGGACGAGGAGUUCUACACGCUGCCCUUCCACCUGGUCAGGGACUGGCUCUCGGACUCGGAGAUCACGGUGGACUCUGAAGAAGUCCUCUUUGAGACCGUGCUGAGGUGGGUGCAGAAGAGCCCCGAGGAAAGAGAGAGGUACUUUGAAGAUCUCUUUAAACUGCUCAGGUUGUCCCAGAUGAAGCCCACUUACCUUACGCGCCACGUCAAGCCGGAAAGGCUGGUGGUGAGCAACGAGGCCUGUGUUAAACUGGUGGCUGAAGCCGUGGAGAGCCAUGCCUUGAGGUCUGAGAACUUGCAGCCUGGUAACUUGCAGCAUUCUGCUUGUCCGGUAGCGUUGCUGCCGCGGUUCGGGCAGAACAUGGAUGUCAUUAUGGUCAUUGGUGGUGUGUCGGAGGGAGGGGAUUACUUGAGUGAGUGCGUGGGGUAUUUCAUCGAUGAAGAUAGGUGGGUAAACUUACCCCACGUCCAUAACCACCUGGAUGGGCACGCGGUUGCUGUGACAGAGUCGUACGUGUAUGUGGCUGGCUCCAUGGAACCAGGGUUUGCCAAGACUGUAGAAAGGUACAAUCCAAACAGGAAUGUCUGGGAGCAAGUCUCCAACCUGCUAACCAGAAAGCAUUCCUUUGGCCUUACUGAAGUGAAGGGCAGCUUGUACAGUAUUGGUGGGCAUGGCAAUUUCAUCCCUGGCUUUAAAGAUGUGUCCGUUUAUAACCCUGAGCAAGACAAAUGGCUUAACCUGGAGUCAGCCCCCAAGAUCCUUCGGGAUGUCAAAGCUGUUUCUGUAGAAGACCGUUUCAUUUAUGUCGCUGCUCGAACCCCGGUUGACAGGGAUAGCGAAGAUGGGCUGAGGGCAGUCAUUAUCAGAUACGAUGCUGACACGAGGCAGUGGCAGGACGUGGAGUCCCUGCCUCUCAUUGAUAACUAUUGCUCUUUUCAGAUGUCCGUGGCUAACACGAACUUUUACCACACAGCAUCGUGCUGCCCCAAGAGUUACCCUAUAGAUAAUGAGGAGGCCAAGGUAAAGAUCUCUGGCAGGGCCUCAGAUGAAAUACUUGAAAGCUUACCCCCAGAGGUGCUUAGCAUUGAAGGAGCAGCUAUUUGUUAUUAUAAAGAUGAUGUUUUUAUCAUUGGGGGGUGGAAAAACAGUGAUGAUACUGACAAGCAGUACAGGAAGGAGGCCUAUCGGUACUGUGCGGAGAGAAAGCGCUGGAUGCUUUUGCCUCCUAUGCCUCAGCCCCGGUGCAGAGCAGCAGCCUGCCACGUGAGGAUUCCCUUCAGGUGCUUGCAGGGCACGCAGAGGUACCCUAUGCCACAAAAUCUCAUGUGGCAAAAGGACAGAAUAAGGCAAAUGCAGGAAAGGCAGAUGCAGGAAAUACACCGACACUCCCUGAGCUUGCGGAGGAUCCCCCGCUCACAGAUAGAGUGCUAGCUCAUGGAACAUCCCUCCUGAUGAGUCUCGGAAGUAGUGUCUUGUUAGGCUGGAGAUGUCUUUAUAAGACAUGAGGGUGUUGGUUUAGUUUGAUGCAUAAAGCCAGCAUCUUUUAUGUACUGAGUAUUAAGAAGCUGAGAAAUGGAGGAUGGAUGGGAAUUGAGGAGCUAUGUGAAUCCAACAGUAUUACUCAGUGGUGCCCAGGGAGAAGCCGUGGCCUGUAUCGGGCUGUGAGGUAUCCCCAGGAACAUUAUGUCUGUUACUUCUGUCUUGGGAUCUUUGUUUUCAAGGACUUCUUUGGAGUUAGGCUCCAACAGUUGUAUUUUGAAAAUCAAAGAUCCCUGUUGUAAUAAGUCAGUGGUUACAUUUGUAUGUGCUUGAAAGCACCUCUCCUCUUUUAUUUGCACUUAUCUAUUGACAUUCCUUUGAGUCUCUCCUCCUCAAUGACUAAACUUCACAUGCGGUUUGUGUUAGUAUACUUUGCUUUGCCACGCUGGAGGCAAGUACACUAGUUACAUCUGUGUAUGAAAACAAAAGCACAAUCUUUCCUUAUCAACUUACUGCAGGAUGGUUCUAUGUGUACUCCGUAUUUUGUAUCUGUCUGUUGUAGAGAGGCUGCAGCGUUUGCUUGUGAAUGGAUGGUUGGUAGAACACAAGGCACUUGCCAGAGCAGAGAGCUCAAGGCAGUAAAGAAGAUGCUUUGUGUUUGACAGCUUCGUUAGGAACUGGGCUCAACAUCAGCCUGAGAAAAGGAGUGAAACCCAACAAAGUACCACCCGCCAGCACGGACUGGUUCCUGCUGUCAGUGUAGAGUAGUAAGAAGGAGGGUAUUUCACAGUAACGGCCUGAAACCAGAGCUGGUUGUAGACCCUUCCUCAUGUGUUGUACACCUUUUAAGCCUAGUGAAAAGGUGAUCAGAAGAACCUCCGUGAGCCUGUUUCCAGUCUGUCUUUGACAAUCAGAUCUCUUUGCCUUCGGUACCCUCUCUCCUGUGCUGCAGGGUCCGUCACAAAUCCACAAGUAGUGUCCUCUUGAAGCAAGACACUUGAGUUUUCGUAGUGUCUCAACAGCUGGAUUUCCCCACUUAGUGUGGUGGGAAGAUUGAAGCUGAUUUCAAUACCUUUCGGUGUGCCAAGGGGGUUUUACAUAAACCAGUGCCCUGACUGGCUCUGGUUCACUUCCUGCUGUGCUCCAAGGAACAGAAAGGGAAGAUUUCCUUCAGAGUAAAUGGUUACUGUCCCACCAAACACUCCUCCUUCCUGAUCUCAAGAGCUCCAGCACGGUUGAGGUUACUGCCAGAUUGAAUGCAUCCUUCCUCCCUUCAUUUCUUCCCCAUCCUUCCCUCCAUUUGAAUGUUCCAGGCGUUCACAUGCAGCCUAACUCAGGAUCUUAGGGAGGGGAAAGGGAGGAGUAUGCAGGGUGUUCCAGAAUUUGUCUAGACAAACCUUGCUGGAGAAUGUAUUUACUGUCUUUGGUUCUUACCAUGGUUUUCUGGUGGUUUUGUUGUGGGCAACUUCUUUGCAAAAGAACUUCUAAAACAGUUUGGCUUUUUGUUUUGUUUUGUUUGAACUGUUUAGCUUUCUGAGCUGAUACUUCCCAUUUCCCAAUUCAGCACCAACCUAGAUCAGAGCUGAAACACUGGGUAAGUCUUUCAACCACACAGUGUGUCACGGUCUCUCUGAUGUCUACAGCCCUUUCUGCUCUGCUUUGCAGUUGCC